Molecule: messenger RNA, 1432 nt
Organism: Micropterus dolomieu (smallmouth bass)
Lineage: Eukaryota; Metazoa; Chordata; Actinopteri; Centrarchiformes; Centrarchidae
Product: BTB/POZ domain-containing protein 10-like
Exons: 2
Coding region: 1-498 (165 amino acids)
Biological process (GO): positive regulation of phosphorylation
Cellular component (GO): cytoplasm
Source: RefSeq, a predicted model, not a curated record
AUGAAGCGCGCGUGCUACCCGACCUAUAAAGAGAAGGUGAAACGGCGUCCUGGAGGUCGCCCGGAGGUCAUCUACAACUACGUCCAGCGUCCCUUCAUCCGCAUGUCCUGGGAGAAGGAGGAAGGGAAGAGCCGCCACGUGGACUUCCAGUGUGUCAAGUCAAAGUCCACCACCAACCUGGCUGCAGCCGCUGCAGAUAUUCCCCAGGACCAGUUGGUGGUCAUGCAGCCUCCGGGGCCGCAGGUGGAUGAGCUGGACACUCUGCCGCAGCCGCCAGGCGUCAACGAACCCCACCAGCCGCCGUUCGGGCAGGGUCCGGAGAACAACGCGGCCCCCCACUUGGCGCAGGGCUAUGAGGGCCCCAACCAGCAGGCUCAGGACAGUCCGAGCCAGGCCGCGCACAACCUGGCCCACAGUAACCAGCAGCACGGCAGCAGCCACACUCAGGCCACUUACCACUACGAGCCGGACCCAGACACACCGUCACCCUCGGCAUGAGACUGGCUGCACACUUUAUCCCCAACCCAACACCACCACCGCUGUGUUCACACUGACGGCAACUCGUGCUUUUAUUGACACCGUCACACUGAGAUAAAUUCAGAGCUGGGAAAUGCUAACGAACUAAAAAAUAACCAACCUUGACAUAAUUCUUCUCUGAGCGUUCUCCAGAGUGAGGUUGGUAGGGAAGGCGAGAAGCACAGAAACCAACAGCCAAUAAGCACACAAAGUUCAGCCUUCCUCAGCUGACAUUAAACCACUUGUUGCUUUCAGUGUGAACGCAGACCUUGUUCCCCCUCACCCCUUCUCGUUCUCCUCGUCCUCCUCCUCCUGAGUGGCAAAACACCACUUUGCCUUCUGUUGCACCUCUGCUGCAGCCAUUCUCAGUCAGCACAGUGUCCGAAUGAACCAAUGAACUGUCCAGCAGCCAGGGAUGGAUGAUGCACAUCAGCAGGCUUCCUCACCCACCUCUGUUCACUCUGUUUUUAUUUAUCUGACCAAAGGAGACUUGAGUUGCGUUCUGUAUGCAUGUGAAAAGAGCGCUGUAUUACAUCAUAAUGAAGCGCGCGUGUUUGUGAGUAUUGCUGCUGGGAUACUGUACCUCACUGGGAAAGUGGAUUUCAGUGCCUCUUCAAAUUCUUUUAUUUGCGGGCUAGUUAGUAAGUCGGAUGUGAAGAUUCACUUUUUCCAGCGCAUGUGAAGCUUGAUGUAAGGGUUUUUCUUUUACACAGCAGUUUUUAAGAAAAUGUUCCACUCCACUUUUGUUCUUUAAACCAGUCGGUUCAGUUCCUAGUUUACGUUGAGUCCACGUUCUGCUCCACUCCGUUUGCGUCCUGGCUGACCUGGUCUGAAAACUCUGCACAGGUUCUGUGAGCACACAGGAUGUCAAGAGAUGUUGAACACAAUGGUUUUCUAAUAAAUCCUAUUCACAAUA